Fraxinus pennsylvanica is the source of this 2688-nucleotide messenger RNA. NCBI's taxonomy places the organism in Eukaryota, Viridiplantae, Streptophyta, Magnoliopsida, Lamiales, Oleaceae. The record is from the annotation of a GenBank genome assembly.
AUGGUGUUACAGUUGAGUUUUGUAGCAGUGGAAUUUUUUGCCAUUCUCUGUGCUUUCACAAUUCAAGAAUCUGCAGGUAUUGGUCUGCAUUCACUUUCAGUAGCUUCUGUGCUUUUUCGCUUCAAGGACAAAACACCUGACUUUAGGCUUCAUGAAGCCACGUCGCGUUUAACAUUACUGCAAAAUGAUAUUGCUAUACCACCAACUCCCACCAGUUCUCGACAAAAAAGACAUGGAAUGUUUGCUUCGGCUCCCCACCUCAAAGCAUUUCACAAUCGGUUGCAUGUAUACCAUCCAUUAACCGAAGGCACCAAUCCUCACAGCUUAAAUGUCUCCAGCAAUGCUCAUGCACCCUCUAUAUUAUCUGGCAGCCACCCGGGCAAGAAAGCGAUACACGAAUCUGCAUUUUCACCAUCAGGCGCAUUCCAUAAGAAUCAUCGUACUGGAAGAAAUGUUCACCACUUUGCUCCUGGACCAUAUAAUCAUUCACCUCGUUAUAGUGGGAAAGGCCAUGCUUUAACCCAUUCUCCAUCUCUUUUCCCUCCAUCUGAGGAAUGGAUUUCACCAAGACCUAUGCCCUUGUCAGCACUUCCACCAAAUCAUUUUAAUAUGCCCUCGCAUCAGCCUACUAUUUCUCCAAUGAGUUUUCCUACGAAAAAUAUGAAGAAAACUCCACUGCCACUAGCACUUCCGCCUCCUCCGCCAAAUCAAGAAUGUAGACCAAUAACCUGCACAGAGCCACUGACAUAUGCACCUCCAGGAGCACCCUGUGGUUGUGUUUGGCCUAUUGAAGUUAGAUUGCGCUUCAGUAUUUCUCUGUAUACGUUUUUUACAUUAGUUCCCAAUCUUGCUAAGGAAAUCGCAAACAGUAUCUUACUAGACCAAAGUCAAGUUCGCAUUAUGGGAGCUGAUGCAGCCAACCAUCAACUAGAGAAGACCACCGUCCUCAUUAACUUGGUACCUCUGGACACGAAGUUCAACCCUUCUACUGCAUUUCAAAUAUACACAAAGUUCUGGAAGAGGGAAGUUUCAAUACGGUCUUCAGUUUUUGGUGUCUACGAGGUGGUAUACGUUCGCUACCCAGGUCUUCCACCAUCUCCUCCUUCGAAGAUUUCCAGCUCUGCUACAAUUGAUGGUCAACCAAAUUCUGGCAGCACCGAUGAUGGAGGUCCAAUAAAACCUUUGGGGGUAGAUGUAACAAGGACAAGAAAGGAUGGGACUGGCAAAACUAUGGUCAUUGUAAUUGUUCUAUCAGCAGUCACAGCUUUUGUAGUUUGCAUGGGUUGUAUUUGGCUAUUGUUGUUAAAAUGUGGAUGUUUCAGUUGUCUAAGCAAAAAAAGUCCACAAGGUUUAAUAUCUUUGGAGGGAAAAUCGUCAGGCAUAGGAAAAUCUUCAACAUUUAGAAGCAAGCGUAGCUCCGGGUCAAUGUCAUUUAGUUCUAGCUUUCUGGCGUAUACUGCAACUGCUAAAGUUUUCAGUAUUGAUGAGAUAGAGAGAGUGACCGAUAACUUUAAUGCUUCAAGAAUCCUCGGGGAAGGUGGUUUUGGACUUGUAUAUGGUGGCACUCUUGAUGAUGGAAGAAAGGUGGCGGUGAAGGUUCUCAAGAGAGACGAUCACCAGGGCAGCCGUGAAUUUUUAGCUGAAGUCGAGAUGCUUAGUCGGUUGCAUCACAGAAACUUGGUCAAAUUAUUAGGUAUCUGUGCGGAGGACCAUUGCAGAUCUCUCAUCUACGAGCUUGUUCCUAAUGGAAGUGUUGAAUCCCAUUUGCACGGAGUUGAUAAGGAGGUUUCUCCUCUCGAUUGGCAUGCUCGGGUGAGGAUUGCCCUGGGUGCAGCCCGGGGUUUGGCCUAUUUGCACGAGGACUCGAGCCCUCGUGUAAUACACAGAGACUUCAAGUCGAGUAACAUAUUGUUAGAACACGACUUUACACCUAAAGUUUCAGAUUUUGGGUUGGCUAGGACGGCAAUGGAAGAGGGAAACAAACAUAUCUCAACCCAUGUCAUGGGAACCUUCGGUUACUUAGCUCCUGAAUACGCGAUGACUGGCCAUCUACUGGUUAAAAGCGAUGUAUACAGCUAUGGUGUGGUUCUCCUCGAGCUCCUAACUGGACGAAAGCCCGUGGAUUUGUCACAGCCACCUGGCCAAGAAAAUCUUGUUGCUUGGGCUCGUCCACUCCUCGGUUCCAAAGAAGGUUUGGAAAUGAUCAUCGAUCAAGCUUUAAAAUCGAAUGUUCCCUCGGACAGCAUUGCCAAAUUUGCUGCAAUCGCAUCAAUGUGUGUGCAACCAGAAGUAUCUCAUCGUCCUUUUAUGGGCGAAGUUGUUCAAGCAUUGAAGCUCGUGUGCAGUGAGUUUGAUGAAACACGAGAGCCCGUGUCAAGAAGUUGCAGCCAAGAGGAUUUCUCUAUUGAUAUAGAAAGUAAGCAAAGUAGAAUAUCAAAUGAACUGGCAGAAGAUUUAGAGACUAGUUAUCGAUUCCCUGGAGGGGAUUCAAUUUUUGAUACAAAGAUAGCAUUAUCAGCAGUAGAUUUAAAAGUUGUAUCAGGCAGACGUGAAGGACAUGAAUCCGAUUCUUUGAGAAAAUUUAAUUCAGUUCCUUUGAAGAUGGGUCGAAAAAUGCGCUUCUGGCAACGGUUAAGAGGACUGUCGCGAGGCAGCAUGAGCGAGCACGAGUUCUCUUCAAUACAGUAA